This is a messenger RNA of Suillus paluster, 886 nucleotides long. RefSeq lists its product as uncharacterized. The record is from RefSeq and is a predicted model, not a curated record. The transcript is spliced from 5 exons. NCBI's taxonomy places the organism in Eukaryota, Fungi, Basidiomycota, Agaricomycetes, Boletales, Suillaceae. The coding region runs from base 287 to 781 and encodes 164 amino acids.
AACAUCUCAUCUUCCCUAUCGUAGAUUCCAGUUCUGGGUGACGCCGGUGCCGGUGAAGGGCCCCCGGAGCUGUUUAACAACUUCAAGUUUUGGCUUUCGGCAAGAAAAUGGAUGGUAAUAUUUGUUCAACUUGUCAAAUUAUGUGGGUGCGAGCCUCCACGUAUACGGCAAAUCAGACUCAAUUUGCGUUGAUUUCAUGGGAGCUUUGCAUAUAUAUUGAUGAGCGCUUAGUCGCUAGUAGAAAUCACAAAAUCUGUGGUUGUCUUGACCUUUCACGCCUACAGCCAUGUCCAAGAAAAAACUGUCGGGCACCCUUCUCUCUCAUGCGUCUGACGUGACGAAGGCCAACCAACUGGUAAAAUUUAACAAAGACAUCCCCCAGUCUAAAUUGUGGAGCAUUUUGUACACCCUGAUAGCGGUCAACAACUGGUCAAUCAGGCAUCCAUAUGUAGCAGCCAUCGCCUUGAUAUGCAUCUCUGCAUUUGCAGAUCCUGAGGUCCUCCUGACAUCGACGGGAAAUACUGCGAAGUACAUGUGUUUCGUCCCGGUGCGGUUGUCUAUCUGGUUCUUUGGCUUCAAGGGUCGAGGAGUAGAGAAAGGUUCACAUGCAUCCAAAUAUCAGGCCCGUCACUAUGGUGGCAGUAUACCACGGAACUCUACAUUCGCGAAACUCCAGGCACGUGGAGCCACCAUGCCGUCAACCGCAUCGAUUCUUGUCUCCUUGUGGUUGUAUAUUGGAGCUGUGAUCGUCUUGGUCAGGGAGUGGGGGUGGUGGUUCUAAUGAGGCGACUGGUAUUUUUAUAUCGGAUGGAGGGGGUUGAAAUGAGACUACCUUGUAUAGGUAGAUCAUUGUUAAAGGAAUGACAGUUCUAGAUUAAUUUCGUCG